Molecule: messenger RNA, 2781 nt
Organism: Penaeus indicus
Lineage: Eukaryota; Metazoa; Arthropoda; Malacostraca; Decapoda; Penaeidae
Product: zinc finger protein 436-like
Exons: 4
Coding region: 1-1971 (656 amino acids)
Source: RefSeq, a predicted model, not a curated record
AUGACAUGGAACUUCUAUGACAUGACAUGGAACUUCUCUGACAUGACAUGGAACGUCAAUGACAUGACAUGGAACUUCUAUGACAUGACAUGGAACGUCAAUGACAUGACAUGGAACUUCUAUGACAUGACAUGGAACGUCAAUGACAUGACAUGGAGGCCGCAUUCAGGCGCGUUUGAACAGAGAAAACUGCGUCAAGCGCGUGCUGAAGGAAACCAAAGGACGUUCCCCAGAGUGAGUUGCCUGCCUUUCCGCGCAAGGGAAGGCGUCCGGUCAACCAGCCGCUGGAAGGUGACGACGAGCUACCCCUCCGACAGGAUGGCUUCGGCUCCCCUGACGAGCGAGGAAAUGUUCGGCACAGGAGUCGGCGUCAAGGAAGAGUCGAGCGAAGGCGUCAAGGAAGGCGUCAAGGAGGGAUGGCGUCAAGGCGUCAAGGAAGGCGUCAAGGAGGAGUUGAGUGAAGGUGUCAAGGAGGAGUUGAGUGAAGGUGUCAAGGAAGAGUCGAGCGUAGGCGUUAUGGAGGAGUCGAGCGUAGGCGUUAUGGAGGAGUCGAGCGAAGGCGUCAAGGAAGAGUCGAGCGAAGGCGUCAAGGAGGGAUGGCGUCUAGGCGUCAAGGAAAGAGUCAAGGAAGACGUCACGGAGGAGACAUGGCUCGAGGUUAAGGAGGAACCUCUCGAUUACGGAGACGAGGCGAGAGACGAAGGGCGUGACACGAAGGCGACGCAAGAGUGUCAUUUUCACGAUUUUUGCGAUCCAAGACGCGAAGCAGAAGCAAGAGACUCGUGGAACUUGGCUCGGGGUCGCGACGAGGCGUUAAGAGACGCGUUAAAGGUGCCGUUGGUGGCCGAGGACUGGGACCGAGGGAUGUACGAGGAAAGGCCGAAGGAGGAAGAGACUUUUUCGCAUAAAUCUAGCUUUUUGAACCACGUAUUGUGUACAGAGGAGAAGCCCUAUAGCUGCAAAUUUCGUAAUGAAGUCUUCUCGCGGAAACACGAUCUCGGGGAGUGCACGAGAGCGUGUAUAAGGAAGAAGCCACAUACCUGCGAGAUUUGCAACAAGACGUUUUCCAAGAGCAGCCAUCUUCUAACGCACACUAGAGUACAUACGAGAGAGAAGCCAUACAACUGCGAAUUUUGCAACAAUGCCUUUUCGCGGAAGAAUAAUCUUGUGAGGCACAUGACAAUACAUACAAAGGAAAAGCCGCACAUCUGCGAGAUUUGCAACAAGGGCUUUGCCGAUAGAGGUCUUCUUGCAAAGCACAUCAGAGUCCAUACGAAAGAAAAGCCCUAUAACUGCGAGAUUUGCAACAACGCCUUCUCAUGGAAGAGUAAUCUGGCGAGGCACAUGAGAGUACAUACGAAGGAAAAGCCGCACGUCUGCGAGAUUUGCAGCAGGGGCUUUUCCGAGAAAGGUCACCUACUAGCACACAUCAGAGUCCAUACAAAGGAAAAGCCCUACGUUUGUGAAAUUUGCAACAAGGACUUUUCAGAGAGAUCCAGCCUAGUGAUCCAUAGGAGAGUCCAUACAAAGGAAAAGCCAUACUCCUGUGAGAUCUGCGACAAGAGCUUUUCGCACAGAGCUAAUCUAGUGAGCCACACGAAACUACAUACACAGGAGAAGCCCUACAAAUGCGACAUCUGCAACAAGGGCUUUUUGCACAGGAAUCGCCUAGGAAGCCACAUGAGAGCCCAUACAAGAGAGAAGCCAUACUCCUGUGAAAUUUGUGACAAGGCGUUUUCAUAUAAGAGUAGUCUAAAGAUCCACGUGAGAGUCCAUAGCGAGGAGAAGCCCUAUGGCUGUGAGAUUUGCGGUAAGGCCUACUAUGUGAAGAGUCACGUAGUCAGUCAUAUGAGAGUACAUACAGGAGAGAAACCUCACACUUGUGAGAUCUGCAGUAAGGCCUUCUCUCAGAAAAGUAAGCUAGUAAGGCAUGUUAGAAUACAUAGAAAGGAGAAGCCAGAUUUGCAAUAGUGCAUUUUCAUGGAAAUGGAUUUAUGGUGAAGUGCAUGAGAGUACAUACAACACAGAAGGCCACAUAUAAGAGUACAUAUAAAAGAGAUGCUUAACAGCUAUAGGAUUUACAAUAACUGUUAGCCUAUACAUUUUUGUACAUAGAAGGCCACAUAUAAGAGUACAUAUAAAAGAGAUGCUUAACAGCUAUAGGAUUUGCAAUAACUUUCAGUCUAUACAUUUUUGUACAUAAAAGUCACGAGUCAUGUAAUAUAUUUCAACUAGAGGGAAUGCACUUUGUCUUGACAUAAAUAGGGAAGAAUUAUCCUAAAUUUUGGAGGAGCCUAUCUUAUUAUAUAUAUUAUACCCAAUAUUCAUAAUUUUCAAUUCUUUUUAACCCUAAACUUUUAUGCUUUGUGACUUGUAUUAAAGUCUCUAUAGAAUUUAGAUAAGCUCGUGUCACUGGUCAAGAGGAGUCAAAAAACAGCUACUACUUGAUCAUAGCUUUUAGGGAAGCUUCUCCUCUGUCUCCUUGAUAUGGUGACUAGAAGUUGUUGGCUAUUUUAACCCAUUCGCGCCGGGGUAAAAAAUGAACAAAAAAUGGGGGAAAAUGCUGUACUUUUUUGUGAAAUGUCUUUACACAUAGAUGGCUCUGCCUUACCUGAUUUCAUUUGGCGGGAAAAUGUAAUUUUUACUAGCGCUACGAAUAUCUAUGGUUAUUUUUAUUAUAAACAUUAUAAUUACUACAGUUACAUUACUAAGUUAUGAACAUUAGCAACAGCAAAAUAAGAUUAAGUAAAAUAUUUUCGUGAAUUAAAGAAAAGGGUACAA